AUUCUAUAUUACCUCGCAAAGAAAAUGCGUUUCUACGUUCUCAACGUUGUUUUCGCUGCUUUGACAGCAUCUAUGGUUGUCAGCGCAUGUGGGACCAUAUAUGAAAUUUGCCAAACAAGCGCCGAUUGCUGCACUAACUUGCAUUGUGACUAUAUUAUGGUGAGUAUGAGCCAUUGUACAACCAGGACUCAAUUACAUGACUCCCCAGUGCCAGCCUUAGUGCACCUUGCCACCCAGCCGACAGCCCGAGCGGCACAUGGGACAGUGAGCCAUAUUUCUGCUUUCGCUUUGGUAUCAUGUUUGAUGGUGCAAGUUGCAACACAUAGUUCGGAGCCAAUCUGUACAGUUGUUUUUGAACAUACUGUUCGAGCAAUGUGAA
Suillus bovinus is the source of this 379-nucleotide messenger RNA. RefSeq lists its product as uncharacterized. The record is from RefSeq and is a predicted model, not a curated record. The coding region runs from base 25 to 378 and encodes 117 amino acids. NCBI's taxonomy places the organism in Eukaryota, Fungi, Basidiomycota, Agaricomycetes, Boletales, Suillaceae. The transcript has a single exon.